AUGGGGAUCCUCGUACCACAGCCGUUCCCCCUGUCUCAGACGCCUCUGCCUGACAGCGACGAAGUUCUGCAAGAUUUUCUCCACGAAAUGGCGGAGCUUGAUCGCCUGGAGGUCCCAAAGACGCCUGAGCCGAAGCUUCCCAAGCGCAAGGCAAUAGACACGCCUCCUCGACCCGCCAAGAAGGCAAAGAAGGCGGACAAAACCCCGAUGACGAGAUGGCAACGUCGUAAACAAGAGCUCGAGACGCUCAAGCAGCAAGCGGAAACUCUGGGCGACUACGUGGCCUUCCUACAGGCACGUCGUGUACCUGGACUGAUGCUGCAAGGCUUUAUUAACUUGCCUCCUCAACUGGAGCAACUUGUUGAGUUGCAGAGCGGAGGCUGGCAAGCUGCUGCCAUCUGGGAGAUACGCCGUUGUCAGUCCUCGCAACAGGAAAAUAAAGAGUUAAAGGAGAGACUUCAGGGUUGCGUACAGGACUCUGGCAAACUGCAGACGGCGUUGAAUACGGCGCAGUCGUUGCGUAGAGAGCAACUUUGCCAGAAUUCUGUUGCGGCGAGAGUGGAAAUGAUGAUGAAUCAAUGCCACUGGGCUGAUGACGCGCUCAUCUUUGAUAUGCUCGAACAGAGCGUAAACGCCCGAGUCAACGAGAUCCAAGCCAUAACAAAAGAGAUGUCACAGCCAGUGAUGACUGCAAACACAGAGCACGUGUGCAUCUGUCACAAGGACGACACCCACGCUGCGGUGGAAUUCAAGACCGUGCGGGUGUUGCCGUUCGAUGUGGACACGGUCUCGAGUGUCUGUUGGCGAGUGGCCGAGCUCGGCUGGAAACGACAAGGAGCUCGAGUUGUCAGACGCUCGCAAGACGUCGUCUCGUCCGACUGGUGCUUCCCUGUUGAGCUCGAGGAGGGCGAGACGGUGGAGAUUCGCGUCCGCUCUGUUGCCAAGCAGUUCGCCGUGCAACAAGGGUUUGUAGUCCUGGCCGAGUCUACGACCGAGUGGCCUCCCCAUUUGGCUGCGUCGGGGGUCUGGUCCCGCGUCACGAGGGAAAGCGGAUGGGGCCUGGUACACUCAUAUCCACCCAGAUCGGUUGCACGAGGCUCAUCAUCAAGGUUCCUCGUGUACAUGUCUAGUGUACCCACUGGACUUGACUGCGAGUCCAGUCGGAAGCUCCUCGGGAGUCCCGCUGUGAGCGACGUCGUCAUCCCGUCCUUUCAGAAACUCAUCCGCAACCGACAACAAUGCGUGGACAAUCACCUCAUGGACGCUGCUUUCCUACACGGAUCUUCGUCAAUAUCCGCAAUCUAA
This is a messenger RNA of Phytophthora infestans T30-4, 1305 nucleotides long. RefSeq lists its product as uncharacterized. NCBI's taxonomy places the organism in Eukaryota, Oomycota, Peronosporomycetes, Peronosporales, Peronosporaceae. The transcript is spliced from 2 exons. The coding region runs from base 1 to 1305 and encodes 434 amino acids. The record is from RefSeq and is a predicted model, not a curated record.